Messenger RNA from Linderina pennispora, 1043 nucleotides. RefSeq lists its product as uncharacterized. The coding region runs from base 431 to 826 and encodes 131 amino acids. Lineage: Eukaryota; Fungi; Kickxellomycota; Kickxellomycetes; Kickxellales; Kickxellaceae. The transcript has a single exon. The record is from RefSeq and is a predicted model, not a curated record.
UCGCAGUAUCCGUACACGCUCCACAAGAUUGCCCGCCCGCCGGUCGCGCCAUCGUCAGUGCCGCGCAUGCCCGAGACAAUGGCAGCGCUCACAUUUGGAGCCCCAGAGAAUGCUACCCGAUCGAACGUCGUCGGGUGGCUCAAGGACAGCAGCGCCAAGAUCGAGCCAGCGAAACUUUGUCGAGAACCCCGACUUCACCGCCAGGAUCCAAAAGGUGCUGGAGAAACACGCUCACGAGGACCCGGUAUUGCAGGCCCAGGCAGCGUUUCCAGAAGUCGGGCUGGAUGAAUAUCGCUGACGGCAGAAACCCGCCGCCGCUGGGCAGGACGCCUGCCGCCAGAAGACAUCCUGGGCGCUGUGUUUGUUGAGAACAAGGUCAUCAAGGCCGGCUCCUUCCAACCAAACUUUGUGCACCGCCCAGUGUCGCUCGAUGGGCUGUUCCAGCUGCCUGCGUUUCUGCACACGAAGCUUGUGGGCGGGCUGUAAGCCAAUCGCUGCUUUUUCCCUCACACAGCGGGUUUCCUUUGCGAUGGGGGCGGAUGGGCUAUUUUUGUGCUGCUCGCCAGGCUCCUCCUCCCAGGCUGAAAAAGGCAGUUUAUUAAAAUCGCGUUUUUUGGCUGUUCCCCUUUUCCUUCUCCAAUACACAUUUUUGUUCUUUUAUUUCUCUCUCUUGCGCGCACAACCUGACUGCUUGCGGGCACCACAGCUCUUAAAACCUUAUUGUACUAUCACCAGGACCUUUCUUUUACCCUUAACGACGCAUUUCGCCUUCUCUCUCUCACAACUUCACUCCGCUUCUCUUUCCUUGCCACUUGUCCCCCUUUAAACGACCUUUUUAACGACAGCGCGGACAGCACACCUGCGAUGGUUGACGAGAAAUACAUUGGCAUGGCGCUGGCCAUGUCCUCGAGCUUGCUUAUUGGAACCAGCUUUGUUCUGACAAAGAAGGGCCUGAACGAGACCACGUCGCGGUACGGCUCUGCGACCGAGGGCCUGCAGUACUUUAAGAACGUAAUGUGGUGGGCCGGUAUGAUUACAAGUAA